CGCUGUCUGCCACUGAGACAUGUUCAGCAAGCUGAAGAAGAUCAUCGGGGGUCCAACUGUAGGUCCCACCCCAGCUGCAGCAUCUAGUUCGGCCCCUGCACCAGCACCGGCUCCUGCUCCUGCUCCAGCCCCUGCAAAGGAAGAAAAACCUGCAGACAAGGAAAAUGAAGACAAGAAAGAUGAUAAAGGCCCUGCUCCAGCACCAGCUCCAGAACCAAAACCAGAACCAGCGGCCCCAAAUGCAGCACCAGAGGAAAAACCUGGAGACCCAGCCAACGGCCAACCUACUGAAGGAGGGGAGGCCCCUUCCCCUGAGUCCCGCCCCAUUGUGAUAAGCAAGCAUUUUGAUGCUCAACUCAUUGAGAUUGUUCAGCGAUACCGGCAACGGACUGAACAGUAUAAAGAAAAGGUCGUCGACCCCUAUGCGUCCUCUCCAGAGCGCAGCCCUCCUGUCAAGAGCCACGUUGUGUUUGUUCUAGCACCCGUUCUGAGAAAAGACGACUACCUGAAGUUGGUGGAGGAGAGGAAACGAAAAGAAGAGGAGGACAAGAAAAGAAAAGAGGAGGAGGAGAAGAAAAAGAAAGAGGAGGCGGAGAGAAAAAAGAAAGAGGAGGAGGAAAAGAAGAAGAAAGAGGAGGAGGAGAAGAAAAAAGAGAAAGCAGAGAAGCCUGAGGAAAAAAAGGAGGAGAAGAAAGAUGACAAGGCAGCCCAAGAGCAGAAGUCCAUCCGCCCGAAAAUAAAAUGCACCUGUGUAGAUUUCUUUCUGAAGCCCAUUGAGAACAGAAUGGACAAAAGACUAGGCACCUCCAUUGAUCCGUUCACAGACCGCAGGUAUAUAGCUUGGCUAAGCGUGGUGACCUUUGCUUUCAACUAUAACCUGUGGUUUAUACCAGUCCGUAUGGCCUUCCCAUAUCAUCAACCAGCGGUUAUUCCAUUGUGGUUCACCUUGGACAUCAUUGCUGACAUCAUCUAUAUCAUCGACAUGAUCGUUUUCCAGCCACGACUACAGUUCUGUAGAGGGGGAGACAUCAUAUAUGACAGAGUUGUGAUUAAACAGAAGUAUCGAGAAUCGUCAAGGUUUACGAAUGAUGUCUUAUCCGUCCUGCCUUCGGACCUGUUAUAUUUCCCGUUUGGAUUCAAGUCCGUCUUUAGGAUCAAUCGUUUGAUGAAGGUUGAAGCAUUUUUUGAGUUUAGUGAUCGUCUUGAAGGUAUCAUGACCAAAGCGUACAUAUGGAGAGUAAUUCGCACUAUUGGAUACCUGAUGUAUAUUCUGCAUCUCAACGCAUGUCUUUACUACGUGGCAUCUGACUACCAGGGGAUCGGCAAGACCAAAUGGGUGUACAGCGGAGACGGCAGCGCGUACUUGCGCAGUUACUAUUUUGCCGUGCGGACUCUGAUCAACAUUGGUGGUCUGCCUGAGCCUCACACAGUCUUUGAAAUCACCUUUCAGUUAUUAAACUUUUUUGUUGGUGUCUUUGUCUUCUCAAGUUUGAUUGGACAGAUGAGAGAUGUAAUUGGAGCAGCCACUGCCGGCCAGACGUACUUCCGUGCAUCUAUGGAUGCUUGUGUGGCGUACAUGGUGACAAACCACAUCCCCAAGCUGGUUCAAACCAGAGUGCGCACCUGGUACAACUACACCUGGGACUCCCAGGGCAUGCUGGACGAGUCAGAGCUUCUGGAACAAAUGCCUUUGGUAAUGAGAACAGCCAUCGCUGUGGACAUCAACCUUGCUACUUUCCAAAAGAUCGACCUCUUUAAGGGUUGUGACAACCAGAUGCUUGUGGACAUGUUAUUGAGGUUAAAGUCCAUUGUGUAUUUGCCUGGAGACUUUGUGUGUAAGAAGGGUGACAUUGGAAAAGAAAUGUAUAUUAUAAAGGCCGGAGAGGUGCAGGUCAUCGGUGGGCCGGACAAUAAGAUCGUGUUCGUGACUCUGAAAGCAGGAUGUGUGUUCGGAGAGAUCAGUUUGCUACAGUCUUCAGCCAAUGGAGGAAACAGAAGAACCGCUAAUGUAGCGGCACAUGGAUUCGCAAAUCUCUUCGUACUGGAUAAGAAAGACCUCAAUGACAUCCUGAUUCACUACCCAGAGUCUCAGAAAGUACUGGCCAGGAAGGGACGAAAACUGCUGAAAGCCAAGGGUCCAGCUCCUGCUGCUAAAGCCGACGAGGACAAGAAGAAAGGAUUGGCAAUGUUCGGACAAAAACCUCCCACUCCCAAACUUUUGCGUGCCUUCGCAGGAGGAGCAUUUUCCAAAAAAGGCUUCAUGGACAGACUUAAGACUGCUGCUACAUCAGAACGUCAAUAAUCAAAUGAAACACAUUAAAUAUUUCUCUUUUUAGAUUUGUUCCUUUUUAAAUAACCUGUAUGUUUAAAUGGGUUUUUUUUAAAUAUUAGUGCUGUCAAACUAUUAAUCGCAAUUAAUCACAUCCACAAUAUAAGUUUC
Molecule: messenger RNA, 2440 nt
Organism: Labeo rohita (rohu)
Lineage: Eukaryota; Metazoa; Chordata; Actinopteri; Cypriniformes; Cyprinidae
Gene: cngb3.2
Product: cyclic nucleotide-gated cation channel beta-3
Exons: 18
Coding region: 20-2302 (760 amino acids)
Biological process (GO): monoatomic cation transmembrane transport
Cellular component (GO): photoreceptor outer segment; intracellular cyclic nucleotide activated cation channel complex; plasma membrane
Molecular function (GO): protein-containing complex binding; cGMP binding; intracellularly cGMP-activated cation channel activity
Source: RefSeq, a predicted model, not a curated record